GGUGGAGCAGCCGCCGCAGCGCAGCGCAGAGCGCUGAUCAAGCAGCUAUCUAGUUUGUUGCACAGCGGCUGCGCUGUGCUACAGCGUAUUCUGCAGCGCUAAGCCGCCGCCGUGCCUCGGCAGCGCGUUUUUCAGCUCGGCUGGCAAUGACCCUGCCAGAGCACAUUAGUGUCGCAGCAACUGAAGGAGACCUUGAGACCAUCAGGGUCUAUUUUGAAGACGAGAGCGAUGGCGCGCGAGACGUGGACGGCCUCUGCGAAGAUGUGGUUGGAAUGACGCCUCUGAUGCGGUGUGCGGGGGGCACUUCUGGAGAAGAUGGUGGCUUGACUCUAGGGAACGUCGAGGUGGCACGCUACCUCCUGUCCCGCGGCGCGUCGACUGAGGUUCGCAAUGCAAUUGGAAAUACGGUGCUGUUGAGGGCUUGCUACCGCCACGAAAACGGGCCUGUGGCAGAAAUGAUACAGCUGCUGCUUUCGGCGGGCGCUGACCCGAACGCAAGGAAUGACAUUGACCGAACAUGCCUCAGCGCCCUCGUGAGUUACGGCGGAACUACCAGCUUGGAGUGCGUGACUGCUCUGCUGAGGGCGGGCGCGUCGCUUGACCGUGUCUAUCAGGGACAUCCACUUGAAUACCAUUUCCCGGAUUCUGAUGAUGAUACUGGAGGUCGGGACAUCCCCGAAUCAUUCUGGCCCGCCAUGAGAGCCCUCGUCGCCGGCGUGCGCCGCGCGGGCUCCUUCAAGAGCUACUGCCGCGAGCCGCACCGCGAGGUGCUGCUGCUCCGCGGCCUCGCGAUGCGGGGCCACCUCAUACCUCGUCGUCGCACGCGAGGCACCGCCGAGUGGACGGCGGCCGUCGCCUUCCUCGCGCGCCUCGGCGACAACGGCGUCGUCUGGAACGUGCUCUCGUUUUGGCGCGCGACGAAAUAGGACAUGUGCGUGUGUCGCGUCUGGGACAAGAUCGCUCUGGCGCGAAAAAAGUAAGAACUGAGUGUGUC
Molecule: messenger RNA, 994 nt
Organism: Pelagomonas calceolata
Lineage: Eukaryota; Pelagophyceae; Pelagomonadales; Pelagomonadaceae
Source: the annotation of a GenBank genome assembly